AUGAAGUUGCUCCAACUUGUUGCGGCUCUCGCAGCUGCGGGCAGCGUCCAGGCUCUUGCUUCGACGACCAACGGCACGGCCCAGAAAAACUCGACCAUCUACAAAGCCGCCUACGCAAAGUAUAACCCGCUAACACCCGUUUUCCAGAAUGUCAGCGGCGUCACUGUCAACCCGCUCAUCAAAGUCCUCCAAGUCAGCAACAACGGAACGUCCUUGGGCAAGAGACAGACCGGGGACAACGGCUUGCCCGAAGGGACCUGUGCUCCCGGAACUCCCUGCAGUAACGGAGCCUGUUGCAGCAGCACCGGUAUUUGCGGAUACAGCCCGGACGAGUGCGGUGACGAUGUCUGCCUGAGCAACUGCGAUGCCAAGGCAGAGUGCGGACAGUACUCCGAAGGGGGCACCGUGACUUGCCCAUUAAAUGUUUGCGAAUUCUGCACCACCUCUGGGGAGCAUCCAUGCCAGGAUGGCUACGGCAGCUGCGGAGAGGUGGCUGAACCUUCAUGCUCAGGAAGCAGCGCUGCCGCCAUAAGUAUCGGCUACUACGAGGCAUGGAGCUCCACACGCCAGUGCGACAGCAGGGAUCCAGAAGACUUGGACCUCACGGGGCUCACACACCUCAAUUUUGCGUUUGUGUACUUUGACCCGACCACGUUCGAGAUGACGCCCAUGACCGCAACCGAUGUUCCCCUGUACACUCGCUUCACUGGCCUGAAGUCGAACAACCCGUCACUCAAGACGUGGGUGUCGGUUGGAGGAUGGGCGUUUAAUGAUGAAACCAAUACCCCCAACACGCGCACGGCUUUCAGCGACAUGGCUUCAAGUGCAGCAAACCGCAAAGCCUUCAUUGACUCCUUGGUCAAGUUCAUGCAGACCUACGGCUUCGACGGAGUGGACCUGGACUGGGAGUAUCCUGGUGCCGAUGACCGCGGCGGGAUCGAAGCGGAUACGGCAAACUUCGUCACCCUCUUACAGGAGAUGCGUGAGACAUGGGGAUCGACCUAUGGCAUCAGUGCGACGAUUCCUUCGUCGUACUGGUACAUGCGCUGGUUCGACGUCGCGGCCAUGCAGGACUACCUCGACUGGUUCAACUUCAUGAGCUACGACAUCCACGGUGUCUGGGACAGCACGAACGACGUGACCGGUCCAUAUGUUCGCCCUCAUACAAACAUUACCGAGAUAGAAGCCGGCCUCGCUCUGCUGUGGAGAGCGGGCGUUAAUCCGGAUCAAGUUGUUCUCGGCCUCGGCUGGUACGGUCGUUCGUUCACCCUGACCGACCCCACAUGUACCACCCCCGGCUGCGCCUUCACUGAAGGUGGCAAGGCCGGAGAAUGCACAAACUCAGCAGGAACGCUGUCGAAUGCGGAAAUCAAUCGAAUCAUCGAGGAGAACGGGCUCACCCCUAUCUCCAUCGAGGAAGCUGCUGUCAAAUACAUCACCUGGGAUUCUGAUCAAUGGGUCAGCUACGAUGAUGGCCCCACCCUGCAGAUGAAGAUGCAGAGAGCAAACGAGCUUUGUCUUGGUGGUACCAUGAUUUGGUCCGUCGAUCAAGAUGACGCGAAUGGCACCAGUGCCAACGACAUGCUCGGUAUUGGUGCGAGCAGUGGCUACCCCUCUGAACUCACUGCCAGUAUUCGUGAGAAGAUGGCCGACGCCGAUUCCGUUGCAGACAUAUCGAACUCUUGCUAUUGGUCUCUAUGCGGUGGGGAGUGUGUCUCGGGAUUCUUCCAAGUCACCCAAGCCCGGGGCCAGGUAGCAGGGGUUUCCACAAGCACCAUCUGCGCCGAUGACUCGUUCCAGAACCUUUGCUGCGCCCCCGGUACCACUAUGGGCACCUGCGCCUGGGAAGGCUGGGGCGGCGCUGGCAUGGCUUGCGGCACCCCGGCUUGCAACGAUAGCUCCGCAGUUGCCGUCGCCGGAAACACCAACCACCUGGAUGAUGUCCCUGAGCUUCAGAUAUACGACGAUCAGACAUGCAACGGCGGAACCCAACUUUUCUGCUGUGUCGGCUUCAAGCCUUCGACAAUCGCAAGCGCCUCAAAUCUGAACUUACUCGGUCAGGCAUCCACAUCUGCUCUUCGGCGGCGCGGAACAUCUAGUGGGGCUGGACUUAGUACGGGUGUUUGCUUGACGGCAGGAACUGGGAUAGCCAUCGCCUACGCGGCCGCCGCUUUCUUGUCCGGUGGCCUUAUCACAGUCACUGCUACGCCGCUGCUCACGGGAGCCUUGGGCAGCUUGGCAGUGGGAUGCAUGGCCACUCUUGCAGCGGAAGGAGCUCUGGGGAACAUGUCUCCCUCACUCGGGCUCGGGCUCGAUAUUGUUGGAUAUGCCAUUUCCGUCAUCGCCUUCAGCUCCGGCAGGACGCUGCGCAGCGGAGCGAGCGGUUCAAACAAGAGGCCGGCAGCAGCCCCAGCCAAGAACCCCAGCAAGCCCAAGAAGCCCAAGGUGGACGCGAAUGGCAAUCAGCUUUUCGGCGUCUACACGAAGAAGACUUAUGAUCCCAAGGACGACGAUUGCUCGGUUACAUACACGUGUAACUACGGACUCGGAUGGGAUGAGAUUUGCGAUAACCAGAAAUGGGCCAUUGACAAAGGCCUCGGCGGAAAAACAGUCUACGGCGUCGCAGACACUGGUGCUAGAAAUGCCCGAGGGGCCAAGUUCUCCAAAGACGACUGGUCCAGUUUGUUCAGAGCCGACUUUUACCGCACGUUGGCUGUCCAACACCAAAACGGCGAAAACACUGCACGGUGUCAAGUUGAUGAGUUCCCAAUGGCAUCGCUCGACGAGGGCUUGAAGCCGCAAAAGCAAAUUGUUCGGCUUGUCAACGGAAGGGCAAAUGGUCUACAAGGAAACGAUUGGUGGAUGUGGCAGUUGGCUUCCUACCAGCCCUGUAGUGCUCUUCGAAAGGCAAAGGGAAAGCCUAAGCCGCCUGUGACCUGGCGCUUUGGGAGCCCUCCUCAAGACGACAAUCGAAACGAUGCAUCAUCUGGUGGUAGCCAUUUCAUUCAGAAAUAUGGGUUUGACUCUCAAACAGCCAAUUCGGAAUGCUGGGCUACCUAUGACGACCCCCUCAGUCAUACCCAUGCUACUGUUUUGGACCACGGCUUCCGAGCUCUUCCAAACGAUCCCAUGUUCGUCGACUACAACUGGCCCGCCCAAGACUACUGGAACACGCGUACGCAAGUGACCAAGCCCAUGGGUGGUCUCGUGGAUGCCUACCAGCUUGCCACAGACGUCGCGAGUGCAAACUGGCUCAAGCGUGACGAGGUGCCUGGAAUGACGGGCAGCACCGCCAACGGCACUCUCGCGGAUCUUGAGAUCGUCGAGGUGGAUAUGGACGGCAUGCGGCUCGAGGACCUUCAGCUGAACCCAGACGUCUUCACCGAACUGCACCUCAACGAGGCCGAGCUUGCCGAGCUCGGCAUGAACAAGGAGGACAUUGUCCUACUGAAACGCGAGACGGAGCCCGUCCCGCCGCUCAUUCAGCCCAGGCCGAACGCCGCGGAUGUGACCACUGCUGCCUCGGCGCCGACGCCUGUUGUGGAACUGUCGCAAACUGGUGCCAUUGCGUCGAACUCGGCGCCUGCACCGACGGGGCAGAUUUGGCGGAUGAGGUAUGUGGGGGAGUAG
Messenger RNA from Diplodia corticola, 3630 nucleotides. RefSeq names its product class v chitinase. Lineage: Eukaryota; Fungi; Ascomycota; Dothideomycetes; Botryosphaeriales; Botryosphaeriaceae. The transcript is spliced from 25 exons. The record is from RefSeq and is a predicted model, not a curated record. Gene Ontology annotation, biological process: carbohydrate metabolic process. Bases 1 to 3630 code for a protein of 1209 amino acids. Gene Ontology annotation, molecular function: chitin binding; hydrolase activity, hydrolyzing O-glycosyl compounds.